UCUCACGAUUUUGUCAAUGCGCGUAGGACGCUGUGCUGCGAGUGUCUCUCGGCAUUUCGUAAACACGUUUUUCGCUCGCGACCGGCGCGCUUUCUUUCGUGGUUUGUUUCUUCUACUGGAAAUUGUGGAUUUCUGUGUUGUAUCUCGUGUUGAUAAUCAUGAUCGAAUUUUUCGUUUCGCUCUUAUCGAAGUGUCCAUCUUGAAAUUCGCUAAUCGUGGUAUGUGAUUUUCGAAGUGUGUUUUCUUGAUCAACCAGCCACCGGAUUGUGGCUUUACCGCAGGAUAUCAGUUCAGUGAUCUUUGCUGUGUUUAAUCAUGGUUUUCCAGAUUUUAUUGUGUGUCAUGUGAUUGUUUUCUAGUAGUCAUCUGCUGAAACUUCAAAAUGGAUACCAACACUAUCAUCGAGGGGACUGUCAAAUUCCGGGACAACAAAAAGUGGAAACCGCGAUGGUGUGUCAUGCGGAAAUUGUCUCCCGUUGCAGACUGCUUACACUUACAACUUUACCGUGAUAGUCGGGAUCGAUACAAGCAGGGUCAGACCAAAGCGUCCCUCUCGUUGCAGUACUUCCUAGGAGUAGAAUCUGGUUUCACGCUCGACAAAGAAUCUAAUACGUUUGCGAUAAUCUGUCAAGAUGUUAUCGUUGUUCUUGCGUUCGACACGAGGGAGAGGCUCAUCCAGUGGCAGGUCAAAGUUGCCAGUAACCUAGGAGAAGAUGUCCAGUUCCUAAUACAACUGGCAUCAGCUCCAGCAAAAGCCAAAAUAAGCCCUGGUCCAGCAAGACUGCAUGUUCAGGAUUUACGAUUCUGUCUGACCACAGGUGUUCCUCCACGGCUAGCAGGCUGUUGGAACAUCAGCCACCUCCGUCGGUACGGAGUUGUAGAAAAUCGAUUUUGCUUUGAAGGCGGCUCACAAUGCGGCCGAGGCGAGGGACUCUAUGUUCUUCUGAGCGAUCAAGGAGAACAGAUCACUCAAACAAUGCAGGCAGCGGCAGAAAAUAAACUGUCCACCAGGAGGAGGCCUGUUGCCCGAAACAUGUCAGUCAUGGAUAGUCCUAGAAAAAUGAUGAACUCUCGAGCAGGAACAAGGACUCCCGACUUCAGUUGCUCCGAAUCAUACACUAGCCAACGAAUCAGUGUCUUAGACUCAAACCAAAGGAUAAAUGAUGAUGGAACAAGUUUCUCGAUGAGUCGUCAAAGUGCAGAGGACCUUCUUGGUUGGCCUUCUUCAGAAACGAGACCCGGAAGUUGUGAUUACGCAGAUACUGCCUCUGUUGGAGAGUACGGUCCUGCCCCAAACAUACCGGAAUGUGGUGAAAAUACCCUGGGAAGAUGCGCUAGCUGUAUUAGUAAAUUAGGUAUGAUGUCUAGAUCGUCCACUGCUACGACAGCUUUCAGCCCUGCCUGGACUAUGGAAAACUCAGUGAAUUGUAGGCACCUGAGUGUGUACUCUCAAGACAGUAGCACAAGUGGGGGUAGCGGGAGUGGAAGCGGUAGUGGCAUGGAAUAUUCUGUGCCGAGAACUUCGUUACGAAAUCUAGCCACACCUGUUCCGACACGUGAACAUCAACCUCAUCCGUUAUCUAGUUUACCUCCCUCCAUGGAUCAUUGCCACUGCUGUCCGCCCGUUCGGCCUCCAAAGCCAGCUCAACUCAGUGUACAAGCCAAUAGUAAUCAAUCAUCCCCAAUCAAGAAGAAACUCAGAAAACCUCCAAUGCCUCUACCGGUAACGGUAGCCUCAACAUAUCAACCUCCCAAUAUUAGUACCUCAUCGACCAAUGUCCAUCAGUGCCCAUCUUGCUCAGUUGUCUUCUCAAAUAAUCCUUACAAUAACUACGAUGUGCCAAAAACUUUGAACUUCUGCUGCAACUCACAGGAUACCUCUCGGAUGAAUCGAAUACCCAACUCUCACAAAAAUGGUGAUUUGUAUGAUAUGCCGCGCAGUAUAAAAUCUGCCCUGGAAACUAGUCGUGUGUUUGACAACUAUGACACACCACCUAUACCAGUAGCCCUAAACCAAACCUCAUCAGGAAGUGAGAGAAAAAUUCUUGAUCAAAGCAAUUCAAGUACGCCAUCUCACUAUUGCUCGGUGGAAAACGGAAUUUGUGUCCCUAACAACACAAUUCAGAGAGUAAAAUUGAGUGGAGAAGGCAAAAUGCCUGUUGUGAACCAACAGUCUGGAGAACUAGCAAUUUAUGCAACUGUAAAUAAAGCAAUGAAAACCAAGUAUGCCCAAGAGCUAAAUAGUGAAAAUUCAAAAACAGAAGAGACAGCGGUAAACCAUGAAACUAGCAACAAUUACAUGAACAUAGAUGCCAAAAAUAACAAAUCCUGCUCCUCUGAAAAACCGUUGUGUACUUCAAAUUACCAAAAUUUUGAAUUCGAACAGUCUUUAGAAUAUUAUGAGAAUUCAAAACAGUUGAGAGAAAAAGUUCUAGGUGAUGGAACAGAAUCAGCUCAGAGUAACUCGAGUGAAAAAUACAGAACUAGUCUCAAUGGAUCAAAUGAUAACGGAGCAAACUUCUGUCAGAAAUGUGGACACGCCUGCACACCUAACUCAAACUUUAGCGAUCAGAAUAAGAUGAACGGCAAAGGUCACGAGGAUUACCUCGUAAUGGAGCCUGGUGGUGUUCAAAACCAGACAUUGACUGACAAUCCUUCAAGACCACCUCAACAUUUCUUAGGAUACUUGCCAAUGUCACCCAUCUCAAAUCUUAGUUGUCUGAGCAAGAAUGAGCUGCUUAAGCUCAAAUUAAAUAAUGAGAGGAACCAUGAACGCUCAGCCAGCAUUCCAAGUCUGUACGGUCCAAACUUCGAUAAGUGUCGCCGGAGAACAGAAUCAGACUUUGUGAGGAUACCUGGCUCAGCGAUGUUGGGUAUCAAUCGGCCAGCAUCUGCAUGCACCAGCCCGUACUUGAGGAGGCAUUCAGUAGAUAGGAAGAGAUCCAAUUCUGCUGAGUCGACGCGGCAUCCAACGGACCUCGAGUGUAUAUCAGAACGCCUCUCGUCCGCAACACCCACACAUACUGCCAGUAGUCAGAACUCUUCUAUCGACUCUCUUUCAAGCCAAAGAAUUGUAAGUACUGUUGAGAAUGAUAAAAAGGCACUGUCAAGUGACAGCGAUAGUUCGUUGCAAACGUUAGUCCGUGACACUGUCGAUGACUCACAGUCUCAAACGGUACACAUCCGGAGAUCUUCGAGCGUGCCUUGCAAACCAGGAAACAACAGAGAUUCCUCAAGUUCGAAUGAUUCAGGAGUCUCUACAGGCUCAUUAAAGCAACGAGGAAGCGAUUUCACAGAUUUUGAGCUUCCCACAACUACCUCAAGGUCGACCAGACAGCAUAACAUUGCGAUGAGUCAAGGACUUGUUGGCCACUCGACUUGUCUGCAUGCUUCUCUACCAAGAAAGUCCAAGUCCCAGGACCCGUUAGGAGAGUUGAUGUUUGAAUUUCAAAAAGAAAAGGUACCUGCCAAAUCUUCCUCUGCUGAGGCCGAGAUUCCUGUUUGUGUUCCAAAAUUAGAAUCUUCCAAAGAGUGUGUUCCUGUCUAUACUGACUCACGUAGUACAAGUAGUGGAACUUCAGAUAUGAGUGAUUACAUCGAGACUCUCUCAUUGUCCUCUCAUAGUUCCUCUGACACACCAGAGGGUUUCAGAUUGGGGAGAACUACGUUGAGGCCUCGCUCAGGAAAUGAAUAUCAGAAGAUUGACCGAUUUUUCCUUUCUGGAGAUUUAAAGAUGGACGGCAAACAGUUACCACCGUAUAUGAAUAUUACGCCUUUAUUUGAAAAGCCUGAACUUUCGCCUUCAUCUGGAUAUUCAUCCGUACAAGAAUUUCAUUAGCAUGUGGAACCAGAUCUUAUCCUGACCUCAAGCACUCUGUGGCAGCUGCCAACCUAUCAACAUUUUCCCCCUAAAGUCUAUCGCUUCAACUAGCCUGAGGGAACACCACUACUUUCUUCUGUCGUGAGCACUUAUCUUAAAAAUUUUUGUUAAUGAAGAUUUGCUCCCAAUGCCAAUUUUUCCUCAGACUUACUUGUGCCCUGAAUCAUUCUUAAAUAACUACAAUUAAUACUAAUUUAUCGAUGAAACAGAGAAAAAAUUUAAAAUUAACCUUGCAAAUUAAUGCGCAAUUUAGUUCACAGGAAUCCAUUUUACCCGUCAAUUUUUUGCUGAUUCAGUUAGAACAUAGUGUAUCAGUAUUUUUGUCACAUGCAACUCCUGAUUUUGAGAAGGUCAAAAUAAUCAUCUUUGAUCUAUUGCUGAUGAACUAACCACAAAUUAAAGCUCAACUUUUAUGAAAACACAUAAUAACUUAAACUUUUUAAGCACUAAUUGUGAACUGUGUGUUCACAAGUAGCUCUAACUAGCACCUACAACGUUCUUUGCUUUAUGUUAUCUUAAUUAACUUAGAAAGAUGUAUUCAUUUUUUUGAGAAUGAAGCAAAGACAGGGUUAUUUAUACAUAUGUAGUAUUCCAUAUUACAAGGAAAAAGUGUGCCCCUCUCAAAAUAAUAUUUCAAAUACCAACUAAGAAUACCUGACCUUCAGAAUAUGGACUGUGUCAAAAAUAAGGUAGUGAACCACAAUUGUGACACGAAUAGAGACUUGAAAGUAAUUUCAUAUUCUCUUUCUAUUCAUUUUAUGUGUGAAGAGAAGAGGAACAUAUAAUCAUCUGUCGAAUUUGCCAUUUGAGAAACCUCAUCGAAAAACUUCCGAUGAGCGAAGGAUACACAAUUUUCUUUCAAACUUUUUUCUGUGAAUUAAUUUUCUACAACCAAGAAUAGUCUAGAACUACAAACUACCUUUUAUAUGACGAUAAUCUUUGUAAAAUUUUGCCUGAAAAAGACAAAUUUAUGACUUACCUCAGUAUGAUGGUGAGCAUCUGUUAUGUACCUAUAUAAGGCUACAUUCACAUGGCUGAUGGCACCUUUGAAAUUUUACCGACACCUAGAGUUGAAAAACUCUUUGAGGGCUUGAAAAAUGUAUGCAAGAAAAAUUAAAUGAGUUGCAUAAGGAAGUAUAAAGUAUUUUGAGUGAAACUAUUCAAUUGUAUCUAAAUCAAGUCUUCUUUGAUUGUACAAAGUGUAUAAAUUCUUAAUUUAAUGUGGUGCAUUUUGCCUAGUCAGUAUCAGUUUUGUGUAUAGUAGAGGC
Molecule: messenger RNA, 5148 nt
Organism: Bemisia tabaci
Lineage: Eukaryota; Metazoa; Arthropoda; Insecta; Hemiptera; Aleyrodidae
Biological process (GO): neuromuscular junction development; positive regulation of protein tyrosine kinase activity
Molecular function (GO): protein kinase binding
Source: RefSeq, a predicted model, not a curated record